Durusdinium trenchii is the source of this 621-nucleotide messenger RNA. The record is from the annotation of a GenBank genome assembly. NCBI's taxonomy places the organism in Eukaryota, Dinophyceae, Suessiales, Symbiodiniaceae.
AUGCCCCACCUGUCAUCGUGGUCACCGUGGCCACCGCGGUCGCCACUGUGGCCAGCGUGGCCCAUGGGCAUCGCCACGGCCGCCCAGGCGUGGUCGUUGCUUGGACAGGAGACGGCGGAGUGGCUCCAUGAGGAACACGCCCGCUGGUACCUUUCGACCGCCCUGGCGGUGCCCGUGCCCCGAGGCCUACGCGUGCCGCGGUUCUUGGACUGCGAAGGCUCCGCGUGGGAUCCUUCCUGGACACUCUUCAGGCAGCGCUUGCAGGAAGAGCCGCCAGGUGCGGCCCUGCGGGCCGGGCGCCCGGUCCACCCAGCGGCCGCGCGGCUGGCGCAGCGGUUCCUCUGGGAAUGGCCUCCGGAAGCUGCGGAGUACGGGCACCAGCUCUUCGCUCGGCGCCUGGCGCGUGAUUUGGCGCCGGAGCAAGGGAGCGGUACGACCGGAGGUCGUUAUGAUGAGGACAGUGCCGCCCAGGAUGGCUUCAUGAGCGAUGGCGCCUUCAAGGGCUUUUGUCUCUAUGGGUCAAGAGCUCGUCCGCAUCCGUCUCCGUGGUACAGCUCUUGUCGGGGACUCCCUCGCGAGUCUCGAUCCAGGCAGCGCUGGAGGGACUGCAGCUGGCCUUAG